AUGCCCUCCGCUUUCGGAUUCGACGAAUUGAAGAAAGGCUAUUUCCCCCACUUUUUCAAUACGGAACAGAACCAGAAUUACGUAGGACCUUAUCCACCGGCAGCUUUCUACAAACCGGACGAAAUGUCUACCAGUGGACGAAAAGCUUUUUUUGAAUGGUACGACCAACAGAGGGGAAAAGUGUUUGAUUUCCAGAAAGAGUUUGUAGGGUAUUGUGUCUCGGACGUCGACAUUUUACGCCGAUGCUGUGCACAGUUUAGAGCCACCCUCAAGAGUUUGGUCAAUGUGGACCCUUUCCAGGAAUCCAUCACUUUUGCCAGUGCUGCUAAUUUAGCCUACCGUCGACAAUUCAUGCCUGAAGACACCAUAGCCAUCAUUCCGAACCUCGGGUAUCAACCGGCACGACAAUAUUCGGCUAAAGCCUGUCGGUGGCUCACCUGGAUGAGUCAACAGACUGGAUGUCACAUACAACAUGCCAGAAACGGGGGCGAAGUCCAGAUCGGAAAUUAUACCGUCGACGGAUACCAGGAAGCGACUCGCACCGUCUACGAAUUUUACGGGUGCUAUUGGCACGGAUGCCCCACCUGCUAUCCCAGUUUACAGACCGAAACUCAUCCUCAUCGGACCCAAUUUACUUACCAGCAAUUACACGAAGAAACCCUCAGAAGGACUGGCGAUUUAGAAGACAUGGGGUAUACCGUCCGUAGUAUCUGGGAGCACGAUUUCGAUCAGCAAGUGCAAAAAGAUGAGAAUUUACAGCAAUUUGUAGGAAACCUGGACAUUCCGGAUCCUUUGAAACCUCGAGAAGCCCUGUACGGAGGUCGGACCAAUGCCACCCGAUUAUAUUGUGAGGAAGGGGACAUGAGAUACGUGGACGUUUGUUCCCUAUACCCUUACGUGUUGAAACACAAGCCUUUUCCCGUAGGGCAUCCCGAGAUCAUCACAGACGAGUUCCAGGACGUGAGAAAUUAUUUCGGUCUCAUUCACUGUCGGGUCUUACCUCCCCGAGACCUCUAUCACCCCGUAUUACCUUAUCGGACGGGAGGCAAGUUAUUAUUUCCCUUAUGUCGCACGUGUGCCGAACGACAGGACUCUACGUCUCAAGAUCGAUGUCCACACACCGACCAGGAACGUAGUCUCACGGGUACUUGGGUGACGACCGAAUUACAUAAAGCCCUGGACAUGGGAUAUACCUUAGAUCGAAUCUACGAAGUAUGGCAUUUUAAAGAAAGCAGACAAGAUUUAUUCAGAUCUUACAUCGAUACCUUCCUCAAGAUCAAACAGGAAGCGUCCGGAUUUCCCCCCGACUGUAAGACCUCAGAACAAGAACAAGAUUACAUUCGACAAGUGUUAUACAAAGAAGGAUUCAUGAUGGACAUUCUCAGUAUCGAGAAGAAUCCAGGCAUGCAACUCUUAGUCAAUAAAGAGAACCCCAAUGAAGACAAGAUGCUAGUGAAUUAUCAAGACAAACAGGAAUUCGUCGAAGAAUGUCCCUUUGGAAACGUGGUCCUGGCUUGUUUUACUACCGCGCAUGCCCGCUUACACCUCUACGAGACUUUACAACCUUUAGGAGAUCGGGUCCUUUAUUUCGAUACGGACAGUAUCAUUUACCAACAUAUAGAAGGAGCUUUUAAUCCUACUUUGGGCAAUAGUUUAGGAGAAUGGACCGACGAAUUAGACGGGGAUCACAUCAUCAAAUUCAUGUCGGCAGGCCCUAAAAAUUAUGGUUACCGGACGGACAAAGGAACCGAGACCCUUAAAGUCAAAGGAAUCACUCUCAACCAUCGUACCUCCCAGAUCGUGUCCCUAGAGACUUUAGAAAAAAUGCUCAAAGGAGAAAUAGAGGAAGUCACAGUCCCUUAUCCCGACAAAAUCCAGAGGACUCGUGAUCAUGAGCUCGUGACCAAACCAUUAGAGAAAAAGUAUAGAAUUGUAUAUGAUAAGAGACAAUUGUUACCCUCUUAUAACACUUUACCUUAUGGUUAUUGA
Molecule: messenger RNA, 1989 nt
Organism: Saccostrea cuccullata (small rock oyster)
Lineage: Eukaryota; Metazoa; Mollusca; Bivalvia; Ostreida; Ostreidae
Exons: 2
Coding region: 1-1989 (662 amino acids)
Biological process (GO): DNA replication
Molecular function (GO): DNA binding; DNA-directed DNA polymerase activity; nucleotide binding
Source: RefSeq, a predicted model, not a curated record